Messenger RNA from Athene cunicularia (burrowing owl), 1147 nucleotides. It is a transcript of the gene DMBX1, whose product is annotated as diencephalon/mesencephalon homeobox 1. The record is from RefSeq and is a predicted model, not a curated record. NCBI's taxonomy places the organism in Eukaryota, Metazoa, Chordata, Aves, Strigiformes, Strigidae. Gene Ontology annotation, molecular function: DNA-binding transcription factor activity, RNA polymerase II-specific; RNA polymerase II transcription regulatory region sequence-specific DNA binding. The transcript has 4 exons. Gene Ontology annotation, biological process: regulation of transcription by RNA polymerase II. Bases 16 to 1119 code for a protein of 367 amino acids.
CAGGUUUAUGUCACCAUGCAGCACUAUGGAGUGAACGGUUACUCCCUCCAUGCCAUGAACUCACUGAGCGCCAUGUACAACCUCCAUCAGCAGGCAGCUCAGCAAGCCCAGCACGCCCCUGACUACAGGCCCUCGGUGCAUGCCCUCACCCUGGCAGAGAGACUGGCCGGCUGUACAUUUCAAGACAUUAUUUUGGAGGCACGUUAUGGAUCCCAGCACCGCAAACAAAGGCGAAGUCGCACGGCCUUCACCGCCCAACAGCUGGAAGCGCUGGAGAAGACCUUCCAGAAGACUCACUACCCAGAUGUGGUGAUGAGAGAGCGGCUGGCUAUGUGCACAAACCUACCUGAAGCCAGAGUCCAGGUUUGGUUCAAGAAUCGAAGAGCCAAAUUCCGAAAGAAGCAGCGUAGCCUGCAGAAGGAGCAGCUGCAGAAGCAGAAGGACUGUGAAGGGAGCCACAGUGAGGGAAAGACAGAGCCACCCAUGCUGGAGACCCAGGCCACCACCCCGGACACCGAGAAGUCACAGAGCCUCCCAAGCGAGGUAGGCGCAGACAUCAACCUAACCCUGUCGGAGCAGUCGGCCAGCGAGUCAGCACCCGAGGAUCAGACUGACAGAGAAGAGGAGUUUAAGAGCACCUUGGAUGAGGCUAAAGUGGACAAGAGCCCUGGUGUGGACAGCAAGGCUUUGAACUGCAAGAGAGCAAGCCCAAAAGCAGAGUCCCCUAUCAGCGCAACUGUGACACCUUCAUCCAGCAGUGGCCUGGCUCAGACUCACUCCUACUCCUCCUCGCCCCUGAGCCUCUUCCGCCUGCAGGAGCAAUUCCGCCAGCACAUGGCAGCCACCAACAACUUGGUCCAUUAUUCCUCCUUCGAAAUGGGGACACCAUCUGCCAUGCCCUACUUGGGCAUGAACGUCAACAUGGCACCACUGAGCUCUCUGCACUGUCAGUCGUAUUACCAGUCACUCUCCCACGCUCAGCAGGUCUGGUCCUCACCCAUCCUGCAGGCCUCCAGCUCCCUUCCAAGCCUAAACAGUAAAACGACGAGUAUUGAGAACCUAAGGCUCCGGGCAAAGCAGCAUGCGGCGUCCCUUGGGCUUGACACCCUACCCAACUGACUGCCAGAUGAGCUACCACUGCCCCUAA